CUCCUCGAAGAUCUUCCCCGCCAUCUUGUUGAGUUGAAGUUGAUGGUCGAAAAUGGGCGCUCAGUCAACAGAGACUUCCAUGCCAUCUCAAAGCAAAGUCCUCACCCUCCUGCGAUCUCUUAUAUCGAUACGGUCUACCACUCUCCAAGAGCAGUCUGUGGUAGACUUUCUCAAGACGUACCUGACGCAGCAGGGCUGGCAUGUGCAUCUGCAGCCGAUCCCCGACUCUUCACCUGUCAGACAUAAUAUUUAUGCAUAUCGCUCCAAGCCCGAAACUGACAAUAUCCGGACAAAUGUUAAAGUACUAUUGAACUCGCAUGUCGAUACUGUCCCUCCGCACAUUGAGUUGAGUGAGGAUGACGAAAACCUAUACGGGCGCGGAAGCUGUGAUGCAAAAGCAAGUGUCGCCGCACAGAUUUGUGCAGUCGAAGAUUUGAUUGAGGAGGGAAAGAUAGCUGAAGAGGAUGUUGGGCUUCUCUAUGUCGUAGGCGAAGAGACGAAUCACAUUGGAAUGAUAGCUGCCAAUUCCCUUAAUAUCAAUGCUCAAUAUCUUCUUGUCGGGGAACCCACUGAAAUGAUGAUAGCAGAAGGUCACAAGGGGAUGAUCAAAGCGGACAUUGUCGUGAAAGGUCAAGCGGGACACAGUGGAUAUCCAGAACGGGGUAAAUCAGCUAUCGCUGCUUUAGUGGAUAUAUUGCACGAUUUGCAGCAUACGGAAUGGCCAAGUGAUCCCGUUUUGGGCGCCACUACUCUGAAUCUCGGCCAGAUAUCCGGAGGAGUUGCAGCCAAUGUCAUCCCCGAAGAUGCACGAGCGGAUAUAUCUUUCCGUGUCUCGACGAAUGCAGAACAGGUUGCUGCCCAACUACGGACCAUCGUUGAGCAACCUCGUACAGAUGGUGUGCAUGUCACUCUCACUAUCAGAGGGAUGCAAAACCCUGUUAGAUGUGAAACUGUAGACGUGGAUGGUGUGGAAAAGUUUGUUGCGAGAUAUUUUACUGAUAUUCCAUACCUGAAAGGAACACAAAAACCCCUCUUGUUUGGACCGGGAUCAAUUCUAGUGGCGCAUUCAGAAAAGGAGUUUGUAAAGAAGGACGAUGUCAUUCGAUCCGUUAGAAUCAUUAAACAGAUUGUACAAAAUUUGGUCCAUAGGGCCGUCUGAAAACAACUACCGACAACAAUUUAUUUUAGGGAAGGAAUUGAGCAUCUUAUAGAAAGUUAGCAACUAGUAUCCUAUUUCGUCAGCUUCACAGUAUUAGCGCCAUGUAUAUUCUAUCGAUCUAUUCCUUGUUGACUAAGGAUGAGUUGAUUGCUUUGGUUAAGUUUACUGGUAACCUAGGUCAAGCUAGGUCAUAGACAUCCGACUGCACAUGUUUACCGUAUAACUUGACCGACAGCGGCCCGUAACUUGCUACAACUGCUUGAAAAUGCAAUAUCAGAAGCUUCGAACGGGCUCAACUGUGUUUCACAUUGGCUAAAUCCGAUCGAGCUUUCUGGGUCG
This is a messenger RNA of Spizellomyces punctatus DAOM BR117, 1498 nucleotides long. RefSeq lists its product as uncharacterized. Gene Ontology annotation, molecular function: hydrolase activity. Lineage: Eukaryota; Fungi; Chytridiomycota; Chytridiomycetes; Spizellomycetales; Spizellomycetaceae. The record is from RefSeq and is a predicted model, not a curated record. The coding region runs from base 53 to 1159 and encodes 368 amino acids. The transcript is spliced from 4 exons.